CAACGAAGAUGUUGACGUCAUUUUUAUGCGCCUUUACUCGGAAAGCUUUUUGUUUUGUUGAUGUUCGCUUUCUGUGGUGUUUUUGGCAUUAUGCAGGAGUUUGGCUACAUUUAGGAUUAAUGCAUUUAAGUAAUAACCUAUUUUCUACGAUAGUGUUCCGUACGUAGCCGAUUCUGGUAAGUCUAUUUUUAUUACUCCCAGUGUGUGAAAUUGAUCCUGAUGGCGAAUGACCGACUGCGAGCUUUGGAAGAGGUUGAGAAUCAAAUUGCAACCAUUCUGCAGUGCGCCGGCAACGUUGUGUUGGAGCUGUCUAAAGACAAGCACAAUGCCAGUUUCCUGGACAGACAGCUCAGCCAGUUUACUGGAUCCGUCAACAGAGUGGAGACUGAGCUCAGCUCACAAAUCAGAUACCUCACACAGGUAACGCACGCAGACACAGUUGUACGUUUACUGGGGCCGUCAGAGUGGAGACUGAGCUCAGCUCACACAGGUUGCCACAGGCCAGCCCCACGGCUCCACAUACUCGGCCAGGAAAGACUGUCAAAUGGCCUUGAACCGAGCAGAAUACACCAGGGUCAAACUGGGAGAGCUGGGACGCACCUGCGAAGUCAUGCUGGAUCCACAACCCUGAGAGAACACACACGGUCGGUCGGCACUCGGGCAGAGCGCAGUAGGGGGAUGUUUCCUUCGCUCGCUGUCACCAUGGUGUUUUAGGACCACCUGCCGAAGAGAGGUGGGGACUGAAAUACUUCAUUUUUGUUUUGUUUUUGUAUGAUAUCAGUCAUGUAUCUGGCAAUGUUCUGUAAUAAAGUUAGUGUUUCAUUCCAUUA
This is a messenger RNA of Oncorhynchus tshawytscha (Chinook salmon), 830 nucleotides long. Its product is annotated as mediator of RNA polymerase II transcription subunit 11. Lineage: Eukaryota; Metazoa; Chordata; Actinopteri; Salmoniformes; Salmonidae. Gene Ontology annotation, biological process: regulation of transcription by RNA polymerase II. The transcript has 3 exons. The record is from RefSeq and is a predicted model, not a curated record. Bases 220 to 714 code for a protein of 164 amino acids. Gene Ontology annotation, cellular component: mediator complex. Gene Ontology annotation, molecular function: transcription coregulator activity.